AUGGCGGACUGGUUGUCGCGGUACGCAGCGGAAGAUAAAGAGUGCGACGCAGAGAUCGAGGCAAUGGCUUUGGGCGGUAGAGUGAUAGGCCACGUGGGCCGACUGCUGGGGAGGCAUCAAGUGUCGGAAGGGGACUUUAUGAGAGAGUACCGGCAGCUGGAGCCGCAAGGAGUGCCUGGAGUGAAGAAGGAUGGCAAGUGGUGGCGUCAGGCCAUGACUGGCAAGGUGUACGUCUCGGAGCGACUGAGAGCGAAAGUGGUACUGAACUUCCACUAUGGCACCAGUGGGCACGCGGGAGUACUCAAGACGCGGAAGAGAGUAGCCAGCAUGUUCUACUGGCGGGACUUGCAGAGGACGUUGCGAAAGUGGUAA
Gregarina niphandrodes is the source of this 372-nucleotide messenger RNA. RefSeq lists its product as hypothetical. The coding region runs from base 1 to 372 and encodes 123 amino acids. The transcript has a single exon. Lineage: Eukaryota; Apicomplexa; Conoidasida; Eugregarinorida; Gregarinidae. The record is from RefSeq and is a predicted model, not a curated record.